GCGGUUUUCAAGGUAUAUUCAAAACAUUGAAUAACAUUGAGGUUAUGUUGACCGUUUGAUGUAGUAUUAAUGAAAGAUAUUUGUUUUCAUUAGCAAGAAUUACAGAUUGUAGAAUGGAACCUAAACGGGUUUUGGCAGAAGUGACCAAUAAAACCCUGGAGAAUUCCAAGGAACCAGUCAAAGAACCCCCCAAAGAACAAGCUAGACCAGAUAGAACAAAAUGGUCACUAGAUAGUUUUGAUAUUGGGAAACCACUUGGAAAAGGGAAAUUUGGUACAGUCUAUCUGGCAAGAGAAAAAGCUACAAAAUUUAUUGUUGCUCUUAAGGUUUUAUUCAAGUCACAGUUGCAGAAAGCUGGUGUGGAACAUCAACUUCGCAGAGAAAUUGAAAUUCAAUCACAUUUAAGACACCCAAAUAUAUUACGUCUGUAUGGCUACUUUCAUGACAAGUCCAGAGUAUACCUAAUCCUGGAGUAUGCGCCAAAAGGGGAACUCUAUAAAGAAUUACAGAAACAGGGACGUUUUGAUGAAAAGAGAGCAGCUACUCACAUGCUGCAAAUGUUCAAAGCAAUGUCCUACUGCCAUGAAAAGAAAGUCAUCCACAGAGAUAUCAAGCCUGAGAACUUGUUAAUGGGACUGACAGGAGAACUCAAAAUAGCUGACUUUGGCUGGUCUGUGCAUGCACCAUCAUCAAGACGCACCACACUAUGUGGUACUCUAGACUACCUUCCUCCUGAAAUGAUAGAAGGACAACUUCAUGAUGAACGAGUGGACCACUGGAGCCUGGGAAUCCUCAUGUAUGAGUUCUUGGUGGGAAAACCACCAUUUGAAGCCGAGACAAACACAGAAACUUAUAGAAGGAUAACAAAAGUUGAUCUGCAUUUUCCCCCAUAUGUUUCGGAAGGGGCCAAGGAUUUAAUAUCAAAGUUACUUCGUCACAAUCCCAAGCACAGAAUCGACUUCCGUGAUGCCAUGGAACAUCCCUGGAUAAAAGAAAACAGCCACACGCUACCCACUGGCCGAUCAGAGAGCAAGUCCUCAACCUCCUCCACAUCCUGAGAGACGUAGCAUGUUAAGGGGUCUGCAAUAAUCAUGUGAUCUGUCACUAGUUGGGGGUUCUUCUGAAAACUGAUACAAUUGCCUGUUUUCCCACCUCUAUAUACAAAAUAUCUUCUAAGGUAUCAGUGCUUAAUGAAAAUUGUGUGUUCUUUUAUUACUGAAAAAAAAUCAGUCUAGGAAAAUAUUUUGUAUUUUUGUAAGAAACUGUUCAAAGAACUGUUUACAAUUUUUGGACAAAAUAUUGAGUAAUUGUAGCACUAAGAUUUGAGUUUUACUUUCUGGAUGAUAAUUUAAUGUUAUUGAGCUACACUAUGUUUCAUUCAAAAACUCUUGUUUCAGUAAAUUGAGACAAUGUGAUGAUUUGAUGUUCCUUUUAAGCAAGUCGUAGUAGAAGAUGAUUUCAAUUUUUAUGUUGAUGGAAUAUGUGAACGAUUUGUGUCGUAUUUGGAUGAGGUAGUGCUGUACACAUUGUGUCUAUCAAGGAUUGGAUGCAUGUGGUUUUUGAAAAUGUGUGAAUGUGUACUAGUUACAUUUAUUUUUUUCUGUACAAGUACUCAGAUGGUGUGAUUGUAUCUUUGUCAUACAGUAAGGUGGCCCUUUUCACAAAAAAUCUUACUAGUUAGGGAAAAUUUUUGUCUCUGCCUUAUACUCAACUGAGUGCGACUAUGUCCAGAGUAAGAACACAAGUUUUAAUCACAAAGGCAUGUACUUAGAUUGCUCAUUUAGAAAAACAAAUGUGUAUGAGCAAAGAAUUAUAAAGGAAUUACAAUGUUUUAAAAUUUUCAUAUUCUUCAUAAGAGUUUUUAUGAAAGGGUUACAGAACUAUGGAAAACUUAAUGUUGAUGCAGAUGUCAAAUUGUUGUGUUUUUCCCCCCCAAAAUACAUGUGUACAUACUUGGAACGACACAUACAGUAUAUAGCAUUAUAUUUUUCAUGUGAUGAGGAACACUUCAUUUUUGCCAAGACUAACUUUGGAAAUACCUGUAGAUAUUUGAGACAUGUACCGGUAACUGUUACUGUUUUGCAACUUCACAGGCAGUUAGCUUCUGUUAUUUCAUCUGAACAUAAUAAGAAUUGUGCUUUGGCUUCAUUCCAUGGCCUUGUUAAACCAGCAAAAAAAUUUUGGCAAAUAAUGAUGAAACCACAGCAUAUAUUGUCGAUAUUGCAUUUAGAAUGUAACAGAUGUUUGAAGUAAUGAGGAAAAACUUGGACACACAAUGGUGUAAUGAAUAUAAAUCAUGGUUGAUUUUUUAAUCAUCUAUUAAAUUAUUUUGUAUGAA
Ostrea edulis (European flat oyster) is the source of this 2338-nucleotide messenger RNA. RefSeq names its product aurora kinase A-B-like. Bases 114 to 1058 code for a protein of 314 amino acids. NCBI's taxonomy places the organism in Eukaryota, Metazoa, Mollusca, Bivalvia, Ostreida, Ostreidae. Gene Ontology annotation, molecular function: ATP binding; protein kinase activity. Gene Ontology annotation, cellular component: spindle microtubule; spindle pole centrosome; spindle midzone. The transcript has 8 exons. The record is from RefSeq and is a predicted model, not a curated record. Gene Ontology annotation, biological process: regulation of cytokinesis; mitotic spindle organization; protein phosphorylation.